Batrachochytrium dendrobatidis JAM81 is the source of this 2715-nucleotide messenger RNA. RefSeq lists its product as uncharacterized. Gene Ontology annotation, biological process: protein import into nucleus. Lineage: Eukaryota; Fungi; Chytridiomycota; Chytridiomycetes; Rhizophydiales. The coding region runs from base 1 to 2715 and encodes 904 amino acids. The transcript has 16 exons. The record is from RefSeq and is a predicted model, not a curated record. Gene Ontology annotation, cellular component: cytoplasm.
AUGAAAUUUACAAUCUUUACCAUUGCCGCCACUUGCAUUGCUGCCGUGUCUGCUGCUUCAAGUACUCCUGAAAGUGGUGUUUCCACCAAUCUCGGGAAACGUGGUUUAAAGUCAUUUUUAAAACGCCAAAAAUCUGUCAAGCAUAAACAGUGCAAUCCCGAAAAGUGUUGCAAAAACUAUGACGAGUCUUAUUGCUAUAGUACUGAAAGCCAAACUGGUCCAGUCCCAUGCCGUGCUGGUGAUCAAGAAGAAAUGUACAAGAUGGAUCUAGACGUGGUUUCAAAGAAUAAAAUGUUUGCGGCUGUUCAAAACAUCUCGGUAGCUUCUUCAGAAUUUAGCGUUCAAAUGCUAAGCCAUGUAGAUCCAACAGUGCGAAGACUUUCCUUAAGAUGCAUAUCCAGCUGGAUUCAGCACGAAUUCCUUCCAGUCGACACACUUGUGCAAAUUUUAAAAAGUUUAUUAUUUCAGCUACUUCAGGGAUCUGAUUUCGAAACAACUGCCGAUGCCAUUUCGGAGAUACUUGGAGAGUGUCGACUUAAACGUGUUCAAAAGUCUGUUUGCGAAUUAGCUUUGGAUACCUUGACUUCGGACGCUAUAUAUAUUAGACUAUCCAAGUCAAUACAAGAUCAAGACGAGUCGGUUGUGCAACUUAUUUGCAAAAUGCUUUCAGAAUUAGGCAAAAACCACGUCGAGUACUUUUGGGAAAAUCUGCACACUCAGCCAGUUAGCAAAGCGCUUGACAUGUUGUUGGACAUUACAUCUUUUCCAGGAUACUUUGGAGUUGACCAGGUCGUCACGCAAGUAUAUUUGCUUGUUGAGCAACCAUUUUACUUUUGGUUCCUUUUUCAAGAAGCUGCUGCAGAGGGUAUGGACAUGUGGGCCAAUGAUGAUUUACAAGAACAGUAUUCAAUUAUCGAGUCUCGCAUCAAUCAGAUUUUUCAAAAAUUACUAGAGUCGCUGUGCAUUCAAGUCAAAUAUCCGCCUUUGCAUGAAUAUGAAUCCUGGAGCAAAGACGAUAGAGACAAAUUCAAAUCUCAUCGCAUAGAAUGUGCGGAUACCAUGCUAUGUUGCCACUCUAUUUUGAACGAUCAAGCGUUUGAGCUGGUUUGUGGUGCAAUUCUUCAAAGGUUGUUGCAGUUCAACAGUUUACCGAAUACUUCAAUCGAGGAGUUGGAAGCAUUUCUAUUUGCGCUCAAGGGAUUUAGCGAAUCUGUUGAUUCAAAUGCAAACGUGUGUCUCGACCAAAUUAUUCAAACACCAGUAUUGCAGCAGAUUGAUUCCCUUUGCACUACCCAUGAUUUAAGUGGACAAUUGCGAAAUACAUGUGUGUCGUUGCUAGGCUUAUAUGCGGACUGGCUUUCUACUCAUCAUAAAAGCAUAGGACCAGCUUUUGAAUUUGUUUUAUCAAGUUUAAAAACCACUCGGUCGUGUGUUUUGGCUGCCAAUGCACUUCGUCAAAUUUGCGAUUCGUGCCGUGUUUCGCUUGCUACCUAUUCUGAUCAUGUUAUCAAUACUUGCAUUUCUGUGCUUUCCGUAACAGAUCGAGCAACACAUGGCAAGAUUAUCGAAUCCCUUUCAAUGAUUAUUCAAGCACUUCCUACUGAUGAGGCCAGUCCCAGACUUAAUAUGAUUCUGGAUGGCAUUUUAUCAGAGCUUGAGACUUUGCUUGUCUCUGCCAAAUCGAAUACUAAUUUGACACAAUAUCGGCCGGAUGUGUUGGCUCAACUUGAAUAUUUGAUUGCCUGUUCGCAUGGUGCCAAUUCAUUUGAUGAUUCAAAAUCAGUUAUUGUAAAUCUUGUGGAUGUGCCCGCUGCUCCAAAUGAGCACGAGCUGCGAAUUGGUACGAAUAUAGCAAACAUGAUUCACACUGUGAUUGUACUGUGGCAUGCUGAUGAAGAAAUGAUUCAAACAGCGUGCAAUGUCGUCAGUGAAAUGUCUAAAUCAAGUUUGCCCCAUCUUGGUAGCCAGUGCCAGCCAUUGAUUUCGUUUUUUUUAAAAGCAGUUGAGCAAUUUCCUAGAGCUUGCUACUUGCGCACGCUGUCUGCGUUGACAAAAUAUGCUGCUUCUCGUCAAUCAGAAGAUGAAGCUGGACUAGUCAUUCGUAAAGAGGUAUUCAAGACUAUAAGCACACAGGUUGUAGAGCGAUUUGCCACCACCUCAUACAUGGAAAGUCAUCCCGAUGUGGUCGACGAAUUUGUGCGAAUGCUUUAUAGUUUUCUAAUAAUGCAUGGAUCAGUCGUACUGCAAAUGGAACCAGGAUUUAUGCGUACAGUCGUGGUCACGGUGAUCUUACAGGGGCUAAAGUUGCAGGAGCGACUAGCAGUGACAACAAUCCUUAAAUUUGUGACUGAUUUUAUCAAUGCUCCAUUCGAAGCUGCAGUAGUUGAACAUAUUGUCAAGGAUGUUUUGGAUACUACAGGUUUAGCGAUUAUUCACGAAUUACUUAUGGCAUUGGGUGGUGGACUACCAAGAAGCUUAGUGGACAAAGUGUCGGACGCAUUAUUUACGUUGAUUUGCAAGUAUCCAGUUCAUACUCGUCAAGGAUUACAAGCAUGUUUAGCCCAACCAAACUUUCCUUCCAGCCUAGCUACGCCAAUCCACAAAGCAUCGUUUCUUAAAUCCAUUACCAGCACUCGUCAGGGAAAAACGUUUCGUAGUGCACUUAGAACGUUUUCGGCUCAAUGCCGUGGGCUAGAUGCUGUUGGAUUUGGAUAA